AUGUACGAGAAGUUCUUCGGCAAGUGCCCCACCCUGGGCUUCCUCAGCGGCAGCGCGGCCGAGGCCGAGGGCCUCCUCGGGCUCGCCUUCGGCUUUGCCUUCCUCUCCGGCGUGGCCGCCGCGCUGAACAGGCACAGGCCCGCGGGGGCCCCCGCGGUAGAGCCCAGCCCCCGGAUGCAGCUGGCCUGCUACGACGGCGGGGGCGCGCGGUACGGCGAGCACACGGACUGCGAGGAGCGGGGCGGGGCCCUGCGCAUGCACGGCGCCACCCCGGGCGCGGAGGUGGACGUCAUGCCCGAGGGCGGAACGCUCGUCCUGCCGACCUCCCACCGGCGCAUGGCGCUCACGAUGUGGCUCCUGGACCCAAAGGCGUGA
Prorocentrum cordatum is the source of this 375-nucleotide messenger RNA. The record is from the annotation of a GenBank genome assembly. Lineage: Eukaryota; Dinophyceae; Prorocentrales; Prorocentraceae.